Messenger RNA from Heterocephalus glaber (naked mole-rat), 1503 nucleotides. The record is from RefSeq and is a predicted model, not a curated record. NCBI's taxonomy places the organism in Eukaryota, Metazoa, Chordata, Mammalia, Rodentia, Bathyergidae.
AUGGGUUUUGCUCAGGUAUCUCUUGUGUUUCCUCCCACAGGCCAAUGGCAGGUGCUUGGGCCAUACAAGCCUGUAGAGGCCUUGGUGGGGGAGGACAUAGUAUUCUCCUGCUUCCUCUCUCCUGAGCCAAAUGCAGAGGCCAUGGAAGUGAUGUUCUUCAAGGAUCGAUUCUCUACUGUGGUCCAUCUGUAUAAGGAUGGAGAAGACCAGAAAUACAUGCAAGUGCCAGGCUAUCAAGGGAGAACUGUGCUGGUGAAGGACUUCAUGGCAGAUGGGCAUGUAUCUGUGGCAUUGAAGAACAUCACCCUUUCAGAUGCUAGCCUAUAUGGGUGCUGGUUUAACUCCCAGACCUAUAACAGAGAGGCUAUCUUGGAGCUGAAAGUGUCAGCACUGGGCUCAACUCCUGUGAUUUCUGUCAUGGGAUAUGGUGAUGGAGGCAUUCAACUACUCUGCCAGUCCUCAGGAUGGUUCCCCCAGCCUACAGUGAAAUGGAAAGGUCCAAAAGGACAAGUUUUAUCUUCGGGCUAUAAGGCAAAUUCAGACAGGAACAACCUAUUUAAUGUGGAAACCUCCUUUACAUUCCAAGAAAAUACUGGGAAUUUAUCAUGUUCCAUCCAGCUUGUUGAACACAGGCAAGUGGUGGAAUCCAGGGUGUGGGUAGGAGAGAUGUUUUUCAAGCCCUCAUCCUGGCACCUGCCUUCUAUUUUACUGGGAAUACUCUGCUUUGGUCUAUUUGUUGGUGUUACAGGGAUGAUAAUGGUAAAUCUCUCCGUAUCUAAAGGGAAAAUCUCAGCAGAACUGAAUUGGAGAAGGACACAUGAGACAGCAGAGUGGGGAGAAGCCCAGAAACAUGCAGUGGAGGUGACUCUGGAUCCAGACACGGCUCACCCACAGCUCUACAUUUCUGAUCUGAAAUCUGUAAUAUUUAAGGAAGCUCCUCAGGAUGUGUCCUACACAGAGAAGAGAUUUAAGAGAAAGUGUGUGGUGGCUUCUCAGAGUUUCAAGACAGGACAACAUUACUGGGAAGUAGAUGUAGGACACAAUGAAAGUUGGCGCUUGGGUGUAUGCCGGGAUGAUGUGCACAGGUGGGAGGAAGAUUUGGAUUUGUCUCCCAUAAGGGGGUACUGGGUUCUUCAACAGAGAGAAGAACAUGACUAUUUCAUGUUAGAUCUCCAUAGAAUUACCAUUAUUCCUGGAAUCCAUCCUACAAGAGUGGGUAUCUUCCUAGACUGUGAAUGUAGGAUCAUUUCUUUCUUCAGUGUAAAUGAUCAGUCCCUCAUUUAUACCAUGGAAUAUCCAUUAGAAGGCAUGUUGAGGCCCUACAUCCUGCCUCAAACCUAUAAAGAGAGUGAGCUGACUCCCAUAUUCAUCCCCUCUUUGUCUCAUGAAUGAUAGAGAAGUCCUUUCCUAAAUGCUCCAACCCCACUCAUAGAACAGAGACCUCCCAGAAGGUGAUCAUGCUCUUCUUCAGGAGUGAUUCUGAAAGGGAAUCACAGCUCACAA